Ipomoea triloba (trilobed morning glory) is the source of this 907-nucleotide messenger RNA. RefSeq lists its product as uncharacterized. The record is from RefSeq and is a predicted model, not a curated record. Lineage: Eukaryota; Viridiplantae; Streptophyta; Magnoliopsida; Solanales; Convolvulaceae. The coding region runs from base 169 to 642 and encodes 157 amino acids. The transcript is spliced from 5 exons.
UACGGAGCCACCAACGCAGCUUCGAAAGCCCAAUUCUAUUUUUCCUUUUUCUCUUCAGCUCCACAGCUCCGGGAGCGAGAAGCUCACUCUCACCGCCGAACUUUUCCGACGCUAAACCUACCAAGAUCCGUAGCAUCUGAAGCAGAAACCCUAGAGAAGGCGAAAAAAAUGGGGUUUUUUUCGUUCUUGGGGAGAGUUCUUUUCGCCUCCAUCUUCAUCCUCUCCGCCUGGCAAAUGUAUAACGACUUUGGAUUGGAUGGCGGGCCUGCUGCAAAAGAACUGGAUCCCAAGCUGGUUGUUGUCAAGAGAUUUCUUGCUUCCAAGCUCGGGGAAGGGCCAGCAAAUGUUGAUGUUAAGCAUGUUGUUGCAGCCUCGUUGGUGCUAAAAGGAGCGGGAGGUCUCAUAUUCGUAUUUGGCAGCCCUUUCGGCGCUUAUCUACUGAUGUUUUACUUGCUCUACAUCACUCCCAUUCUCUUCGACUUCUACAACUACAAAUUCGGAGAGCCGCAGUUUUUCACUCUCCUCCAAGACUUCCUGCAGAACGUGGCGCUUUUUGGUGCGCUGCUCUAUUUCCUGGGAAUGAAGGGCUCGAUCUCGAGGAGGAAACUCAAGAAGAAAGCGCCCAAGUCGAAGGCAGCUUAGAUGUGUAGCGUCGAUGAAGACUCGUCAGCGUUUUGUGUAUUUCCAGUGGUUGGGGACCGUGUUUUGAUGACUGAUUUACACAAAUCAUUAUUAUUUUUUUUGUAGUAAUAUUUAUGUUAGGCAUUCUGGAAUCUCAAUCCCAUAUUUUUCUUCCUCUUCUUGAUUAUCCUAUUCUUCCAGGUUAAUGUUGCGACUUAUUGAAACUAUGAAUUAAUGGUGUUUUAGAUUUUCUACUGUAAUUUUUAACUUGCAUUCAUUCUUGUCA